AUAUAUAUAAUAUAUAUAUAUAUUUUGUUGUUGUUUGUUCCCAAAGUGUGCUCUUUUCAUUGAUACAUAUGCGACUCUGUAUGUGGGUACACACGCACAGGUACACUGGCGAGGACGGCUUCGAGAUCUCUGUUCCGUCUGAGAAAGCGGUCUCUGUGACCGAAGCGAUAUUGGGAACCGGUGACGUGCGGUUGACUGGCCUGGGUGCUCGCGACAGCUUGCGACUUGAGGCUGGCCUCUGUCUGUACGGGAACGACCUCGAGCAACACAUCACACCCAUCGAGGCAGGUCUUGCGUGGACGGUCGGCAAGCGGCGGAGGGCAGAGGGUGGCUUCCUUGGCGCUGAGGUCAUUCUGCAGCAGAUUAAGGAGGGACCGCCUAGGCGACGUGUUGGAUUGAUCUCCUCAGGGGCUCCUCCUCGCGGCCACUCCACGAUCCUGGAUGAGGCGGGUCAGGAGACAAUUGGCGAGGUGACCAGCGGCGGAUUCAGUCCAUGCUUGAAGAAGAACAUCUCCAUGGGCUACGUCAAGAACGGGUAUCACAAACCAGGGACCAAACUGCAAGUCUCGGUUCGCGGGAAACUGGCCGAUUCCGUCGUCACGAAGAUGCCCUUCGUCCCCACCAAGUAUUACAAGGGGAGCUGAUGAUUCAAAAAAGCAUCUCGCUCCCGGACGAAUGAACAAUACACUUGAAUGCAGUUGAAUACAGUUACUGACUCUAAAAAAUAGAUAGAACUCGAUGAAUUGCGCGAACGAAGAACAAAGCUCCAACUUGAAGUUUUGGUGGCUGGAGAGAGGUGCCCGACUCCGUCACCACUAAGGAUCAUAGCAUUUCCUUGCACUAGGUACGGAAAGUUCUACGACUACUCAAACAAAAGGAAAGAAGGAAAAGAAAGAAGAAAAGAAAGAAGAAAAAGAAAGAAAAAAAAAGGGAGAAGGAGGUAAACGUUGUCCGACUUGCAAAACGAACCAACAAUGCACUUAAAAUUUCUAAGAAUUGAACAAACGGGAGGAGCAAGCAUCCACUCAUAGGAGGCGGCACCUGCAAUCCUCUUGUGUGGACCACCACGGUGACCGUCACGGUGACCAUCAGUUUGAAUUUUGAAGCAUUGCCAAGCAUUAAACAAUAGAUCCAAGUGAUGUUUUGCCCAUGACAAUGUGCAGGUUGUCAGUGAGGCUCGGUACAGCGAGGAUUAAUUCAUCGCUCCACAGAGGGGAAAAAAAAAACAAAAAAAAACGGACAACGGCUAUGAUAGGCAAUUCGAAGUGGAAAACAAAGGAAAAACAGGACAGGAAUUAAGAAGAAGAGGGCAGUGAAGGAAAAGGGAGGAGGGACAGAGGAAAAGCCGCAGUCGCUCAAAAUGUGUGCAUGCAUGUGCUAAUGUGUGCACAUUUCGUGUUGCACUUCAUUGCUCACAUGCAGACAUCUGCGUCUGUGUUUUUGGGGGGGCGGGGCAGGGGGGGGGUGGAGGGGGAGGGAUUGAGGUCUGUUGUCAUGUUCACUGUACACAACUCCACAAGAGAAGCAUUUGACUGUGCCAGACUGUUUCGUCGGACUUUCACCGACUCGUCAGGAGGUUGAACCUGGACAUACAGUCUGCCCAGGAUGCAUUUGACUGAUGGAUAAGGACUCACCACGUCGCCCAGUGGUAGUGACACCCCUGCGAGAGAAAAAAAGCGGUUUCACUUUACUCACACCAACCCUCCUAUUCUGGCAGACUCUGUGUGUUUGUGUGUGUGUGUGUGUGUGUGUCGUGUUCGCUAUACACAACUCCACAGAAAAAAAAGCAUGACUGUGCCAGACUGUUUCGUCGGACUUCCACCGGCUCAUCAGGGGGGGAAAGGUGUGUGUGUGUGUGUGUGUGUGUGUGUGUGUGUGUGUGUGUGCGUGACGGUGUGAAGACGAGUGGAAUUUUCGUUCAGGCAUCCAAGGUAGAGGCUCAGUCUUCCCACUGCAGGAGAAGAGUGAUACGUGAACAGAUUGACUAAUUAUCCUCGGUGCGCGAUUCGUCGAACUACAUAGCAUAGCAGUUGGGAUCAUGGCAGUUGUGCUGUGGAGGCAGUGUGGAUAACUUUCCUCCUGCCUUUUUUUUUUUUUUUUUUUUUUUUUUUCAAAUCUCCCAACUUUACAACUUCACAGGUGCUUUCAGACAUUUUGACCCUUUUGGGAUCGUGCAGCGCAGAAACCGACUUCAGGCUAAGAUUUAAAUUUUAAAAUUUAAAUCCAGUUUUUAAAUGUCAAGUUGAACUGGUUCCGCGGUUAAGGCGAUCGAUUUCUGAAAUUAGCUUCGGUGUCAAGGUCGAGCUCGAGUUGAAUUGCCUCCAUUCAAUGGAUCUCAAAUUCAGACGAGUUUCAAUUAAUUGCAUGUAUCGUACGGAGGGCAUUUAUGAAAUUCGCACAGUCCAUGUCUGGUUUUUCAUUGCUUGAAAGAUUACAAGGAUUGGGCACGUUAACCACAUUAGUAAAUUAGUAAUUAGAGA
Chara braunii is the source of this 2480-nucleotide messenger RNA. The record is from the annotation of a GenBank genome assembly. NCBI's taxonomy places the organism in Eukaryota, Viridiplantae, Streptophyta, Charophyceae, Charales, Characeae.